AUGGACUGCUCGGUACACUCGCUCUUCACUGUCACUUGUCUUCUGUCUGUUUUUCUGCAGUACGAUGCAGUGCAUGUGACUGUAAGUGAAUCCAGCAUGGAGGUAGUGCAUGGUGACUCAGUCACUUUGCCGUGCACUUUUUUCACUAUGAUGCCUCUGUUUCGCCUCAGCAUCAUCUGGACCCUGACGCCAACAACUGACCCCGAUCAACCCACACAGGUGAUCGUGUAUGACCAAGGGCAGGUAAUUGAAAGUCCAGCCUUCACCGGCAGAGUGGAAUUUGCUUCAAUACCCUGGAACGCUAAUAUCAUUCUGAACGAGACACGGAUCUCUGAUGCUGGCAUCUACCGAUGUGUGGUGAGCAAUCCACCAGAGACAGGAGACUCUGGUAUUGGAGAAUUCAGUCUAACAGUCUUGGCGCCGCCAUCACUGCCUGUGUGUAUAUGGGAGGGGGAUAUCCAUAAAGGUGGCACCGUGACCCUGUCCUGUCUUGUUAUGGAAGGCGUCCCUACUCCACAAAUAAGCUGGGAGAAGCUGGAGUCGGAUCACAUCUUUCUGCCCAUUAGCAUGGAAGGAAAACUAAAGGGCUCGGUAAAACUUGAGAAUGUGUCGGCACAGGACUCUGGGGUGUAUCACUGCUCUGUGACCAACUUUCUGGCUGGCAAGAACUGCUACGUAAACCUAUCAGUGUACAUCCCUGCAGAAAGUCCCCCGGGCCUCUUUCAGGGGCUACUGUUCACACUUACCAUGGCUCUGGUGAUGCUGAUUCUGUUGGCACUGAUGCUGUGGCUCCACCGCACGGCCCAGGAGAGCAAAUGGAGGAACGGAUGUGAGGAGGAGGAGGAGGAGUGCUACAACGAGAUCACAUACAUUCCAUCUCUCACCAAAUGUUCAUUUGUUUAA
Molecule: messenger RNA, 903 nt
Organism: Trichomycterus rosablanca
Lineage: Eukaryota; Metazoa; Chordata; Actinopteri; Siluriformes; Trichomycteridae
Exons: 6
Coding region: 1-903 (300 amino acids)
Cellular component (GO): cell-cell junction
Source: RefSeq, a predicted model, not a curated record